Molecule: messenger RNA, 3042 nt
Organism: Owenia fusiformis
Lineage: Eukaryota; Metazoa; Annelida; Polychaeta; Sabellida; Oweniidae
Source: the annotation of a GenBank genome assembly
UACCAUCCAACGAGUCAAAGCCAGAAAAUGUAGAGUGAAAACAGUUUAAAGGAUAGUUAAUUGCGAAAAAUGGUGUGGGAUCGAACUCUGACCGAAUUUCCAAAAGGCUCUUGUUGAAAUCGAAAAUGCCUCCCGGUUGGGCCAAUGUCCGAUUGAAGUCGAGAGAAUCUCCAGUAAACAAUAUGCAAAACUCGGACAGCUCGAAGCUUCUUUCCAUCUUAAGUACCAAAUCAAGCAAAAAACAGGGAUUUUUCCCAUCGAUAGAUCCAGACGUUGUAAAAUGGAAACAGGACAUACGAUAUAAGGCUGCUAAAACCGUCAUAUCAACAUCAACAACGAUAAACCAUCUCCCUCGGGAUAUUCCAAUUGACGUCUUGGAACAAUAUAAUAACAGAAUACAUGGUGCUGACAAAAUAUUCAAUCUGCCUAAGGUUACAAUGAACUAUAGAGUCUCUCAUAAGAAAGCAGAGAGUCAGUUUAUACUUAAGGACAAUUCCGCUUACACAAUAACAAAGCCCGCAGCAUUCGGGGGCAUUAGUUCCGCAAGUAAUAUGAGCAAACCAAGUUUGGCCAUCAGCCAAGAUAGGAUGGUCGUGGCGAACAUGCCUGAUACCCUAAAACUUGUAAAAGACCACAGUCUCGUGUAUGUAUACCCAGGCAAUGCAGGACCUGGCAACGAGGAGACAUCUACAUUUCGAUUCCCCACACUUGAAGAUGCAAUCAAAGCUCAAGAACAGAAACGCUUGGACAAGAUGCAUCUUAAACAACUACAGAUUACGCGUAAAAAGGAACUGACACUCCCCGAUUUAAAGCUACACAAAGAUAACUCAAUAUUUAGACCAGAUCGAAUGAAUAACAACUUACCAACUAUCAAACAUCCAGAUCAUACAACUAACGUCCCAGAUCGAAAUUUAACUUUAGUUCCCGAAAUUAAGUCCCCAAUACCAGAAAAUGAGUCAUCAAAUGUAGAACAUAGAAGCGAAACGAUGGCAACUAUAAAUCUAGGAGAUAAUACUCCUCUGAGAGAUAUCAAGGACAAUGUACUGAGACAGAGAGCACUGACUAAAAAUAUCGCCCAAAAACUUGCCAAUAGUUCUAACUCACCUGGUAUAACAGUUCAAGAGCACACACGAGGAAAGGUGAAAUUACACAUUAAACAAAAUAUAAGUAAAAGAGUUGAACCCAUUGAUCAUUCUAAUUCUAAGGAAAAUCCCAACCAACCGACGCUUACUGUGUGCUUAUCUAAGCCUUUUGUUGAACCGAAACUCAUUCCUAAACCAAGGUCCAAACCAAGGCUAAAUCCGAUCCAAGACCACAUAACAAUAGUAAGAGCGAACAUUGAAAAAAUGCGCGAGCGAAUCGAAAAGCAAAAGCAGGAGUUACAAAGAGAGGUUGAAAAGAGAAAAAGGGUUCAUAUUGAACAAUCCACUCCCACGAAUGAGCAACAGAAACAUAUAAUACAAUAUUCGCGUAAAAGUCCAUAUCGAAGUACUCCUCAAAAUAAUUCAGAAAAACGUCAAAUCUUUCAAAAAGAGAAAAUAAGUUCAUUUUUGAGCGUCCCUGUAAAAGAGACUGGACAAUCAAUUGGACCUGCUGGUAAACAAAAUAUAAAUACGGACGACCCUGGGAAUCAUAUCAGCAACAAUCCCCUUACUUAUACAAUUGCUUUAAAUGACGAAAUUAUUGAAGCUGAUAUAAAAAUCAUUCCUGAGCCACUCCCAUCAAUAGCUAUUACCAGCGACCACACCUCAAGUAACGAUACUACUGAACACACCGAUCAUUUCAUAAGGGAACAGAGUUUAUUGUAUGAACAAACUAAAACUGAAGAGAAAAAAGUUACGAUGGACAUUGCGUUGCCUCAAAUCAAAGUAGAAACUGCUGAGACAAAGACGUCUAUAUCAUAUCAGCGAGAUUUCAGCCGAUGGCACACCGAUACAUCGAGGAAACAGUCCACAUUUCUCAAGGGUGAGGUGUUUGGGCCAAAUCAUCACACAUUAUUGCCUAUAUCUAUACCAACAGCUGGAGACGUAGUGGAAAGAACACCUCUUCAGAGUGAGGAAAACGAUGACAAUGACUACCAAAUUAAAGAGAAUGUUAUUGCUCAAGUACAAAUAGACAGUGAUGAUAUGAAAACGCUUGCAAACGAAGGCAACUAUCCCGAUGAUGCAAGUGAACGCGACGAGGUGGAAAAUGUCGAAAUAUCCCCGCAAGACAAUAUUCAUGUUGAGAAACGUAGUCCAGACAAUGGGCAAACUGGUGAGGUUAAAUCCUACAAUCAUUUUGACAACGAACAACAAGUUACAAAGAAAAAUGAAGAUGAGAAUACUGGAGUUCGAUUUGAUAACGUAAUAGAGAUCAGAGAACGGACAUAUGAGGCAGGACCACCAUCCAUGGACGGUUUCAGCUCAGACGAUGAAUCCAACUUAAAUGAUCUGAGUGAAUAUGAAUCAAGUGUGGACUGAGUCAUCACACGUUUUAGCUCUGAUAUACAUGUAUCAUCUUUAACAAUGAAUAAGGCAUUCCAGAGAUUUGAAUAUUUAUCAAAUGCAAUAUGAAUACAAAAACUUUCAUACACUUACAUAAUGAAACAAAUGCCCCCAGGAAGGACUUUUUGACAUAUUUGCACAUUGUUUUUGAGUGUAAUCGCGAUAUACCUUGAGCACUAUGUCAAUAUACAUUACACGAGUUAAAUUCAGCCACAUACACUGUUCUAAGAACAUUUAUCGUUCAACAAGGUCACUGGAAACAACGGGACAAAGCGUCAUUCAAAUGGAAACAAUGCUGAACGAUUUAAAACAUGAUCACCUCUUUAUAUGGACGACACGUUCAUGCAAUUAAGAGUCAUUUUCCUAUUUUCACUUUUGUCAUGAAAUGUGACUCAAUGCUUAUAUUACUUUUCGUGUUUUCCAAGAAAAUGUAGACUUCAUUCUUGUACUUUACCUCGCCUUUCUACCUCAUCUGAGCUAUGCGAUCGAGAAAGCCUCUGAGUUACCUGAUACAAAUAAUAUUGGAAGUAUAACCUCUGUUUGCUAUACUGCAUUU